AUGGCAAACUCGAAGUCGCCGACCUCAGACUCCGCUGAAGCCCUCCAUGGGCUUAUAAACGAUGUGCUAGUCCAAACAGGCAAGGCACUGAAGUCUCUUAGCAAGGAUGGCAGGCAUCAAUUCCAGGCCCAGAUUUCCUUGCAAACAAAGAUGCCAGAGAUCAUCGAGAGCUUCCACUGGAAAUUGGACGAUCUAGAGAGCGAGAUAAUAAGAGCCAAGGCUGCCCUGCAAAGAGACCUGGAUCGGUUCCAGCAAGCAAAAGCAAGACAGCCCGUACAGCAGCCUGCGCCAGUCGAUGCACAAACUAAAUCACCCAUGGCCAUAGACCUCGACUCAUCAUCUCGGGAGCCGUCGCCACCCGAGAAUAAGACCCAGAUCACGGAGGCUACGGGCCCGCAUCGGGUCCCCGCAGAACCGAGCACUGCUCCUCCAUCAAUGGCUCCGUUUCCUGACAUGGGCGUCAGCUUCCAACCAGCGCCCGAACCCAGUCCGCAAGUGAAGCAGGAGACGACGCCCGCGCCACCCGCUGCGCCACCCGCUAUGAUGGCUCCCAUGGGCGAGAUCAAACAGGAAUUGAAGACCACGCCGCCAGGUUCGCAACCUCAGCCAUCAGGUGCCCCAGAGGCGCCCAUGGACGACUUGUUCGGCCUUGGCAGCGAUUCCGGCGGCGGUACUGAAGGGAACAAUCCAGAGUUCCACUUCACGGAUAUGACUUUCAGCUUGGCGCCACCCAACAACGAGGCACAAGACCAAGCUCAAUCGCAAGACACAGCCAUGGACAUGUCAUUCGGCUCCGGCGACAUGGGCGGCGACCUCCUGACCCUCGAUAACCUCCUUCCUCCAGACAACGCUACAAAACAAGAGGCUGGUUCGGCUCCGCCAGCAGCAGCAGCAGCAGCAACAGCAGCAGCGGCGGCGGCAGCGGCAGCAGCCAACCAGGAGAAGCCGGUGGAAGCCAAGAUGGAGAAGCAGGAGUCAUCGAACCUAGACGAUCUGUUCAAUCUCGAUGGUAACACAAGCAUGGAGAAUAUGGAUCUCGAUAUGAACAUGGGCGGCGAUGGGGGAGACGGCAACAGCUUCGAUGACAUGUUCUUCGGGGACAUGACGGAGAUGGAGCACGGCAAGUUUGACGAUGCCUUCUUUGGAAUUCAGUAA
This is a messenger RNA of Colletotrichum orchidophilum, 1155 nucleotides long. RefSeq lists its product as uncharacterized. The record is from RefSeq and is a predicted model, not a curated record. The transcript has 3 exons. Lineage: Eukaryota; Fungi; Ascomycota; Sordariomycetes; Glomerellales; Glomerellaceae. The coding region runs from base 1 to 1155 and encodes 384 amino acids.